Cavenderia fasciculata is the source of this 1035-nucleotide messenger RNA. RefSeq names its product protein phosphatase inhibitor 2 (gene dpiA). Lineage: Eukaryota; Evosea; Eumycetozoa; Acytosteliales; Cavenderiaceae. Gene Ontology annotation, molecular function: protein phosphatase inhibitor activity. The transcript has 2 exons. Bases 1 to 1035 code for a protein of 344 amino acids. The record is from RefSeq and is a predicted model, not a curated record. Gene Ontology annotation, biological process: regulation of signal transduction.
AUGAAUAGACCAAAAAAGAAUAGUAAAAUAGUACAUAUAGUAGAGGAAAAGAAGGAUCACAAAAAGAAAGAGGAUGAUAAAAUGAAUAUACAAGAGGAUGAUGAAAUAGAUGAAGAUAUUUACAAGAUUGAUGGUCAGGAUACCACCGAUGAUGAUGAUGAAAUAGAUGAAGAUAUUUAUAGAGUAGAUGGUUAUGAUGAUGAUGACGAUGAUGGAGACGAUGAAGUAGAUAGUGAAGAUGAUGGUAAAAUAACUACAACCUUUAACCUAAACAACAAGAGAAUAGAUAAAAUAUCUUCUUCAUCCUUUUCAAAAAAUAAGAAAAAGAAUAAUAACAACAACACUAGUACCGACGAUGAUGAAGAUAUGGAUUCAUCAUCAUCAUCAACAACAAAUAUUGAAUUCAGUGUCAUAUCCUAUGAAACAUUAAAGAAUCAAACACCUACAAAGAGUAUUCUCAAAAAUAAGAAACCGGUAGUGGUCAUUGAGAAUACUCCUAGUCCUCAAAAGAGAAAGAUCGUAUGGGAUGAAGAUAACUUGGCAACCAAUGAAAUGCAAAAGUCAUCAACCAUGAAGAUUGAUGAACCAAAAACACCCUAUCAUUAUUAUGAAUCAGAGGAAGAAAGUGACGAAUCUAAAAAGUAUCUUGAAAGAAAAUUUAAGGAAUUGGAACAAGCAUUGGAACAACAAAAGAGUGAAUGGGAUUCAGAAGAAGAGGAAGAGGAAAAUGAUGGUGGUGGUGGUGGUGGUGGAAACAACAAUCAAGAUGACUCUGAUGAAGAAUUGACUAAAGAGGACAAGGAAAGAAAAUCAAAGUUUGAUGAUUUACGAAAGGCACAUUAUAAAAUUGAAAAGAAGAACCAACAUUUAGAUGACGAAAAUGAAGACGACUACGACGAGGAAUUAUCAGACAAACAAGGAAAAGCAUCCACUUCAUCAACAACAUCUUCUACCAACUCGAAACAACCAAUCAUCGUGACCAAAUCAGCAACUGCCUCUGAUAAACCUCUUCGAUCUGCUCUCAAAAAAAAAUAA